Hypanus sabinus (Atlantic stingray) is the source of this 4463-nucleotide messenger RNA. Its product is annotated as plakophilin-3-like. The record is from RefSeq and is a predicted model, not a curated record. The transcript is spliced from 13 exons. NCBI's taxonomy places the organism in Eukaryota, Metazoa, Chordata, Chondrichthyes, Myliobatiformes, Dasyatidae. Bases 177 to 2663 code for a protein of 828 amino acids. Gene Ontology annotation, molecular function: cadherin binding. Gene Ontology annotation, biological process: cell-cell junction assembly; cell-cell adhesion. Gene Ontology annotation, cellular component: adherens junction; cytoplasm; plasma membrane.
CCUCACCCUGUGGUUGGAAAGCGACAGAAAGCUCCGAAAGGCGAGCAGCUAACUUGUGGUCCUGGAGGUAGGGGGGUCCACAGCGAAUUGGGAGUAAUCGAGGGUAAGAGCGCGAACAGAAUUCCCGGGGGGAGAACUUGGCUGGUCGGCGAGCGGGGACCGUGAAGAGAAACGCAAUGCAAGAAACACACUUUCUGAAGUCCGCUUUACCGUCGGACGCCCCUGUUUCCACGUUGGCCGUGCCGCCAGAAAGCCAGCUGGACCAGCGGAAUAAGUACCGGCUUGGCACUCAGCAGAAGAGCAUAAGGGUGCAGGAGCAGGUCAUGACAAUGCUGAAGAACAGUAGCGGCCGGGCUACCGGCUCGUCUAACGCGGGAUCGGUCCUUGAAGGCUCUGGAGGAAUGACAAAGUAUCAGGCAGCAACUAUGCCAGGCUUCAGCUCAAAGUCACAAGUUUACUUAACAGAGAAAAAGUAUUCUUCUGUCAAACCAUCUGUGUACCAACAAGGAGGCAAUCGGAACUGGUCAUCUCGCUCGGCUGUAGGAGAUUUUGCCUUUAAAGGGCCAAGCAGAGCAAGUCAGUAUAGCAGACAGGGGGAGGAAGGAAUCUCUCAGACCAGAUCCAUUUCCAGUCAUCAUCAUUCCAAACCUAGACCAAUGUCCUUUCACCGCUCUUCACAUUACGCAUACGGCCCAGUAUCACAGAUGGGGCAGCAGGACUUUGAUAGCAUGUCUCUGCGCUCAUUGCAGUUGCCAAGCAAAUAUGCUCAGAAAAGUUCAUGGUCCGGAUCUCAGGGGAAUAUUUUGUAUCAGAGACAAGAUGAUGAAGAAAUUAGCAUGAUCUCAGAUCAGGUUGAUAACGGCUAUAUGUCUGGUGGUAAUGAAUACACCAGCAGUGCGAACUACACAAUGCCUUCUCCUCUGAGUCAUCAAAUGAGUGGAGGGGCCUCUUUGAAAAGGCUAUCGAGUGGGUCAACAGGCAUGGCAGGUUAUGUAGCAGAAGAAAGAGAGACAUCCAUCCGUCGAACGGUUAGGCCACCAGCUCAGCGCACACUGCAGAGGGUCCAACAAAACUGCAAAUCCAUGCGUGGAAGAGGAAGUAUAAGUUCACAACAUUCAAUACAGAUACCACGCACCCCAUCUCUGCACAGCCUUUCUGGCCGAGAACAGGGAGAUCAGCAAAUGCAGCAGUUACAAAGCGAGAUGAGCAGAUUUCAAAUGUCACAAAAUGAUGGAAUGAACUUGCCUACAGCUGUGCAAUUUCUGGGCAGCCACGAUGUAAAUAACCAAGUUAUUGGAGCUGGAUACAUUCAGCACACAUGCUACCAUGAUGCAAAUGCUAAAACACAGGCCUAUAACUUGAACGCAAUUACGCUGCUAGUAAAUCUUUUCAACCGUGAUCCAGUGGAGGUGCAGAGAAGUGCUACAGCAGCGAUGCGGAACCUGAUAUACAACAACAACGUAAACAAGCUGGAGCUGGUCAAGCAGAAUGGAAUCCCCAACAUGAUGCAGGCAAUCAGGGUCGCAGAUGAAGAACUGAAGGCCAACAUUACAGGAAUUUUGUGGAAUCUGUCUUCGAAUGAGGAUCUGAAGGACACUCUUGCUCAAGGGACAUUAGAUGAUGUCACUGAAGAAAUAAUUUCUCCUUACUCAGGCUGGAGUAAGAAUAUCAACGUGCACCAGCUUCCUUCAGAGGAUAGUGUCUUCUAUAACACAACUGGCUAUAUUAGAAACCUAAGCUCCGGAAAAGUGGAGACACGUCAGAAAAUGCGACAAUGCAAAGGUUUAGUGGAUUCGCUAGUCUAUUAUAUCCAGCACUGUCUUGAUGUCGGCAAAACCUCAGAUAAGAGCUUGGAGAAUUCAACCUGUGUUCUGCGUAACUUGUCCUAUCGCCUGUAUGAAGAAAUUCCAACGUAUUAUCAGAACCGACUGGAGGGUCCUGGCAGGAAUGACAGAAGUGCAAAGAAUGGCAAUGUUGUGGGAUGUUUCACACCUCAGAGUCGAAAAGCUAAAGAGGUCAAUAUGGACACAGCAAUAUUUUCUGAAGUAUCAAAAAAUCCAAAAGGAAUUGAGUGGCUGUGGAACCCGACAAUAGUGAAAAUGUACAGCAAACUCUUGGAGAAUAGUCAACACAGCCAGCAGACAACUGAAGCUGCCUUGGGAGCUCUGCAGAAUAUUACAGCAGGAGACGGUCGGUGGGCUUCUGUGGUAAGUCGGUUGACAAUGGAUCAAGACCAAACAUGGUUCACACUUAUUGACCUUUUGAAGAACAGUAAUGAUAACAUAUUAAAAGCCUUGACUGGCCUACUUCGAAAUCUUGCCAUACACGCAAAAAACAAGGAGGAUGUCUCAAUCAAAAUCAUUGGACCUCUCUUGAAUAAAUUACCAGAGGAUAUUAACUUCUCUUCAACGUCGGAUGAAGUGGCUGCUAAUAUUUGCACGAUACUCAACAGUCUAGUAGUCGAAACUGUUGAAGCACCCAGACAAAUUGUGAACCAUAAUGGAUUAAGAAAGAUCAUAAACAUUAAAGAGAGAAGAGAUUCUGAAUCUGAGAAAGCUGUAAAAGCUGCUUCUAGUCUUCUGGGAAACAUGUGGUAUUACAAGUCCAUGCAUCGCGAAUAUAGAUCGAAGGGCUUCCUAAAGAACAAUUUUGUGCCUUACUGAAGUAUAAUCGGACACCAGGGCUUCGUUCAAAGCAAGAGACAAAAGCAAAUACUUAAAUGUGCUACUUCAAAAAUAGAUAUAACAAACAUGAACUUUUUUUUUGUUUUCACGUGCUUAACACUUGCCUAGUAGUGUCUGAAUCUAAUCAAAGUGCACUGGCGCUGAACAUUGCCAUUGGCAACAUUGAGAUCUGAUGCAGCCAAGUGGAAAAUGUAUAUCAAAAUGUUAUAUUAAAAUUUUGUAAUAGUCAAUUAUGUGUAUCUGUCUGGAGUUCUAAAUGGGGCUUAUCAAGAUUACUCUUCAAAACUUAAUGAGCCUAUUCAGGAAUUAAUUUUUAUUUGAUUACUUCCGAAGUAGUUUUGCAUUUAUAAUCUUUAAAGACUUUAAUUGAACUAUUAGUCCCGCUUCAACAUGUGGCCAGAUAAUUCAAUAUGUGGAAUGGGUUUACAGUAAAUUUAAAUGAUUAUUAUCAAUGGCUUGGUUUGAUUUAUAAUUCUGUUAAGUUGCCAUUUUCUGAGGGGUAGACUUUUUCAAGGUGAUAUUUACUGAUGUCAUUCAGUUGUAUUAUUUAGUUUGGGCAAAUGGGAUUUGAAUUUGUAUAACAUUAAAAUAUUUAGGUAAUAUGAACCAUAUGCAGUUUAGUUAGCAAAAUAGAAUUAACAAGUGGAAAUGGUGUUAAUGGAAAGUUAAUUCUGGCAUGUUGCAAUUGACAGAGUUGUAUUUUAUAAAACCAUAUUAACACAUUCUCAAAGCUAAGCAAAUUUAAUUGCAUGGUGGCAGCAAUUUUCUAACAUUGAUUUCCAAUAAAUGGUUUAGUUAAAAGUAAACAAAAAGCUUUUCCAACUCCUGUGAACAGAAUUUGAGUUGCUGGGUUAGGCAUUUGGUUUGGAAUGGCACAACUAUGCACAGUGAUUUUUGGUGAGGCAGCAGGCAGGCAGCAAAGAAAUUUAAUGAGGAACGCAAAGGAGUGAGAAGAGCUUUGGUUGUGUAAUGUGAUCUGCACAGAUUGUAAGCACAUCCUGUAACACUCUUGGAAAUGGCAUUUAAAAUGUAGAUGUAUAAUUGGGCUUGUUGACUUUUCUAAUUAGCAAUAAUUAGAAUGAGAUUAACUGUAGAUAAUGUAUAUUUGUAUUAUAGUGUAUCCUUCCCACUACCACCUCAAUCAAUAGAAAUUCUGGCUAAAUUUCUCGAUACAUUUAUUAUUGUAGAAAAUUGCAAUACAUAAAUCCAAAGAAGCAGUUUUAGUGUUUUGAAAUAGUCAUUGCUUCAUUAAACCAACUGAAUGGACAGCCGGGUGCUUUACUGGUAUCUCGGUUGUUGUAUGGCAAUUUUGGGUCUCUUGAUAAUGGCAGACAUUCUUAAUGACCAAAUGGAUCUCUCAUGUUCCCCCAAUAGAGGCAGGAAAAGUGGGAGGUGAGUGCAAAGCAUAUAGAAAAGUAAGUGUGCAGUCUGAUAUGAAAGUUGGAGAAUAAAAUGUUGACUUGUAUUGCAUGUAAGAUGGGAGAACUGCUGGGGAAGGAGGGGUAAAAACAAGGUUUGUUCUUUGACAUGUCAUGGAAUAUUUUCAGAGAACAACCAAAUUCUUGAUAUAAAAAUGAUAUAGUCAUGAUCCCUGUGGACCAGUCAGAUAACCAAGUGACAUGGGGAAAAAAAAUUACUGUAGAUAAAUAGAUGGACAAUUAGGUAUUUUGUAAAUGGCCUUUUUCUUUAAAUAUUACAGUGACAAUUUUAACUGUAAAAUGCCAGCUCUUUGCUUUUGUAAAACUUUGUUUUAAAAAAAAUAAAAAUGCUUUAAUUUUU